AUGGGGAAGGGGAAACGAAAGCUUCCGAUGGAAUUGAUAGGGAAGAAAGAGAAUAGGAUGGUGAGUUUCUCAAAGAGGCGUAAGGGUUUGAUCAAGAAAGCCGAAGAAUUCCACUCCCUCACCGGCUCCUCCAUCGCCCUCAUCGUCAUCUCUGAGGCUGGUCGACCCUCCGUCUAUGGCGCUCCCUCUUUUGAUUCUCUUCUUCAUCGCUUUCAAUUACAACGCAAUAAUGGAAUUUUAUUAUUAACCGACUCACAUACCCACACCGCUCCUGAAACCCUCCUCAUCGGUGAUCAGGGCGGUUCCGAUCAAGAAAUUAACGCCGACUUUCUUGGCACCCACGCUUACCCUGACAACAAUGUGGUGAUGGAUCAGGGUGGUUCCAAAUGUGAAGACUGCACUACCGCUACCACCAGUACCCCCCCUGAGACCACCCACGUGGCGGCCUCCGAACCAUGGCGGACUUGGGUGGAUCAAAAAAUUAGAGCUUGUCAAAGUAUUGACGACACGGUGGCUUUGAAGCACCACUUCUCUCACCUUAAACACGCUGUAGAUUCUCGAAUUGUCCAUUCCUACUUGAAUACCCUUGAAAACUUUCUUGUUUUCGAUCUUUGA
Molecule: messenger RNA, 615 nt
Organism: Ziziphus jujuba (common jujube)
Lineage: Eukaryota; Viridiplantae; Streptophyta; Magnoliopsida; Rosales; Rhamnaceae
Product: floral homeotic protein AGAMOUS
Exons: 1
Coding region: 1-615 (204 amino acids)
Biological process (GO): regulation of transcription by RNA polymerase II
Molecular function (GO): protein dimerization activity; DNA-binding transcription factor activity, RNA polymerase II-specific; RNA polymerase II cis-regulatory region sequence-specific DNA binding
Source: RefSeq, a predicted model, not a curated record